This is a messenger RNA of Alligator mississippiensis (American alligator), 9883 nucleotides long. RefSeq names its product ring finger protein 169 (gene RNF169). NCBI's taxonomy places the organism in Eukaryota, Metazoa, Chordata, Crocodylia, Alligatoridae. Bases 1 to 1857 code for a protein of 618 amino acids. Gene Ontology annotation, molecular function: nucleosome binding; ubiquitin-protein transferase activity. Gene Ontology annotation, cellular component: nucleus; site of double-strand break. Gene Ontology annotation, biological process: double-strand break repair. The record is from RefSeq and is a predicted model, not a curated record. The transcript has 6 exons.
AUGGCGGCGGCGACGGCGGCGGCGGGCCCCGGCAGCCGGGCGCGGCGGGGGCGGCGGCGCGGGCGGGCGGCGGCGGCGGCGGCAGCGGACGAGGAGGCGGGGCCGGGCCCGGCGGGCGAGGCGGCGGCGCACGCGCGGUGCGUGCCUGGCCCGGGCCGCCGCCGCCGCCGCUGCCCCGAGCCGGCGGGAGGCGCCGGGGAGCAACGGGCGCCGGAGCCAGACUUUAUAUUCAGAGCACCCAUCAAAUUAAGCAAACCAGGGGAACUGCGUGAGGAAUAUGAAAGCCAGCUGAAGAAGUUGAGAGAAGAAAAAUUACAAGAGGAGAAAACUUCAGAGGAUCUGAUCCACAAGCUAAUUCUGGAAGACAUGGAAGUAGGAAAAAGAAAAAUGGAAGAGCAAAAAAAAGAGGAACCACUGAUGCUUAAAAUGAAUCAGGAAUGCUUUCCUGAACGACUCUCGGACUCGGAGAAUGAGGAACCUUUCCAGGGCAAACAAAUGCAUCGGUCAGCUUUUGUGUCCAAGGGCAGCGCUUAUUCCUUUCCUUUCUUUUCAGGGAGCCUCACCUCCAAGGUGGAGAGAAGUCAGAGCUGCAGCGACACCCUCCAAGAUCGAUCAAAGAGCAGGCAGCGGGCAGCUCCAGCCAGCAAAACAAAGGUCAUGUCGGCAACCAGUACAUCCACGCCUAUCGGAGUACUGUUAUCCACCCAAAACAAUCGCUGCCUCUCCGCUCCCGAUCUGACUGCAGAGAAACGUCUGACUUUCAACUCGGCUUCCUCGCUGUCCACACUGCACAAACCGGAGCGCUCCAUCAGCCCCGAGAGCAACGACAGCAUCUCGGAGGAGCUCAAUCAUUUCAAACCCAUCGUCUGCUCGCCGUGCACCCCUCCAAAGCGACUUCCUGAUGGCCGCGUCCUGAGUCCUUUGAUCAUUAAGUCAACUCCAAGGAACCUCAGCCGGAGCCUGCAGAAACCAACCACCUAUGAAGCAAGCCCCAGGAUCCUGAAAAAAUGGGAGCAGAUCUUUCAGGAGCGCCAGAUCAAAAAGACUCUCUCUAAAGCCACCCUGACAUCUCUGGCUUCAGAGACCGGGGAGGACUUCCUGGUCCCUGACAUUGCACACUCCCUUCAUUCCAGCAAAGAGCACCCACGAAUGUUAAAUGAUCAAGUCCCCCCUGACACUGCCACAGACAGUAACAUGGAGAUAGAUUAUUCCCCCUCUAUCAGCAAAGGCAAGCCAGAAGGGGCUAGUGACAAGAAAAGAGGUUCACAGACCUUAACAGUAGACAACAGUUCCUGUGAACCUAACACAAGAACAAACAGAGCCUCUCUGAAUGCUCAAGACACGGUCGAUGUCAAAGCAAAUUCCUACGUGGACAAAUCUUGUCUUAGUGUUGGCACAAAAAUAAUGACCAGAAGAAUCAUUGGAGCCAACCCAGCACCACCAGACAGUAGCCCAGGGGGAGUUCUGGUCAAGACGGCAGGGAAAAAGCAGCUGAAAUACCUGAACAAUAGUGAAUUAAUUAAUGUGCAGAAUGGUACCUGCAACUCUGUUGAAAAUGUCAGCAGUGAACAGCCCCCUUCGCUGCGCCGGGGCCGGAAGAGAUGUUGUAAAACAAAGCACUUGGAACAGAAUGGGUCUGUUAAAAGACUGAGGCAGACAGCUGGCGAGAUGGGCUUGGCCGUCGACGAUCCCCUGGUGAGGGAGAUGGAGCAAAAAUUGCAACAGGAGGAGGAGGACCGGCGGCUGGCUUUGCAGCUGCAGCAAAUUUUUGACAGCGAGAACAGGACAGUGGAUAGGAGGAAAGGAAGAGUGGAUCAGUAUCUCUUGCGGUCAAAGAGCACUACGGGUGCGAAGUAGCACUUAGCGGACGAUGUUGCCUUUUCUAGAGGACAUGAGGUUUUGAAAAAGCCUAUAGGGAAAAAACUAUUUUCUUGUCAUACUUCCACCUGCAAAAUUGUUUCUCAUUUUUAAUGGUAAAACACUUGAGGUCCAGUUCAAGUAGAAGCUGGGGUCCUUGCAGGUUACACGCACACACACUCAUCUGCCUUGUAUAUUCCCUCAGUCUAGAAGGGAAGUCUUGAUCUCACCAUGCAUACACUGAAAUGCACUUAAAUGUGGUCGCUGACAUUUCUAAGUUAAGACUAAAAGCGGGCAUUUUUUUACUAAAGCCAUGACACCAGCAGUUUCUGAGCCAGCGGUAAGAACAUAGAAAAUAAGGUGAAAGAGACCUCAGGAGGUCACAUCUAGAUUCAUAGAUCUAGUCCAACCCCUGCUCAAAGCAGGACCAGCCCCAACUACAUCAUCCCAGCCAAGGCUUUGUCUACCUGGGUUUUGAAAGCCUCCAAGGAUGGAGAUGCCACCACCUCUCUAGGUAACCUGUUAAAGUGUUUUACUACCCUCCUCAUGAGAAGGUGUUUCCUAAAAUACAACUUAAACUUCCCUUGCUGCAACUGGAAACCAUUUCUCUUUGUUUUGUCAUCUCCUGCACUGAGAAUGGUCCAGCUCCAUCCUCUUUGCAACCCCCUGCAGGCUGCUAUUAAAUCCCCUCUCAGUCUUCUUCUCCAGUAAGCACAGUUCCCUCAGCCUUUCCUCACAAGUCGUGGGCUCCAGUCCUGGAACCACUUUCAUUGCCCUCCACUGGACUCUCUCCAAUUUGUCCACAUGCUAUCUGUAAGGGGGGGGGCCUCAAAGCUGGACACAGUACUCCAGAUGUGACCUCCCAGUGCUGAAUAGAGGGGAAGAAUCACUGCCCUCCAGCUGCUGGCACCGCUCCUACCAAUGCAGCCCAGCAUGCUACUCACGAGGGCACGCUGCUGGCUCCUAUUCAUCUUCUUGUCCACUGUCACCCCCAGGUCCUUUUCUGCAGAGCUGCUGCCAAGCCAGUCAGCCCCCAGCCUGUACUGGUGCAUGGGAUUGUUCCCUCCUAAGUGCAGGACUUUGCAUUUUUCCUUGUUGAACCUUGUGAGAUUUCUUUUGUUCCAAUCCUCCAGUCUGGCUGUUUCUCUGAAUGCUACUAGCCCUACCCUCCUGCGUAUCUACUACUCCCCAAACUUGCCGAGUUCGCACUCCAUCCCAUGUUCCAGGUCGUUUAUGGAGAUAUUGCACAAAACUGGCCCCAGAACUGACCCCUGGAGCUCUCCACCUGGUACCGGCUGUCAACUAAGUAUUGAGCCACUGAUUGCUACCUUUUGAGCCUGACCAUCCAGCCAGUUUUCUAUCCACCCUACAGUCCACUCCAUCCAACCUGUACUUCCUGAGCUUGUUUGCAAGCAUGUUGUGGGAGACCAUAUCAAAAUCCUUGCUAAAGUCAAGGUACAUCACAUCCACUGCUCUUCUUGCAUCCAGAGAGCCAGUCAUCUCAUCACAGAAGGCAAUCAGGUUAGUCGGGCAUAACUUGCCCCUUGUGAAUCCAUGCUGACUGUUGCUUAAUCACUUUGUUCCCCAGGUACUUAGAAAUGGAUCCCUGGAGGACCUGCUCCAUGAUCUUUCCAGGGACUGAGAUGAGGCUGACCAGUCUGUAGUUCCCUGGAUCUUCCUUCUUCCCUUUCUUAAAGAUGGGCACUAUAUUCACCCUUUUCGAAUCAUCUGGGACCUCCCCCAAUUGCCAUGAGUUUUCAGAGAUGAUUGCCAGCAGCUCUGCAAUCGCAUCAGCCCACUCCCUCAGCACCCUUGGAUGCAUCAUGUCCAGCCCCAUGGACUUGUACACAUCCAACUUUUCUAAAUAGUCCCUAACCUGUUCUUUCACUGCUGGCUGCUCAUCUCCUCCCUAAACUGUGCUGCCAGGGGCAGUAAUCUGGGAGCUGACCUUGCCAGGAAGACUGAGGUUUAAAUGCAUUGAAUACUUCAGCCUUUUUUCAUCAUCUCUGAGUAGGUUUCCUCUUCCAUUCAGCAAGGGACCCACACUUUCCCUGACCUUCCUCUUGUUGCUGACACUUGUAGAAGCUCUUGUUACCCUUUACAUCCCUUGCUAGCUGCAACUCCAGUUGUGCUUUGGCCUUCCUGACUUCAGCCCUUCAUGCCCAAGCAAUACUCUUAUACCUUAUACUCCUCUGUAGUCAUUUGUCCAAGUUUACACUUCUUGUACACUAUCUUUUUGUGCUUUAGCUCACUGAAGAGUUCCCUGCUAAGCCAAGUUGGUCUUCUGCCAUACUUGCUAGUCUUCCUGCACAUCUGAAUACUUUGUUCCUGCCCUCAGUGAGGUUUCUUUAAAAUACAGCCAGCUCUCCUGGACUCCUUUCCCUUUCAGACAGGCCUCCCAGGGGACCCUGCUUAUCAGUUCCCUGAGUGCAUCAGUGUCUGCUUUUCUGAAGUCUAGGGUCUUUACUCUGCUGCUCUUCGUCCUUUCUUUCCUCAGGAUCCUGAACUCAAUCAUCUCAUGGUUGCUGCUGCCCAAAUUGCCAUCUACUACUACAUUCCCCACCAAGCCAUCCUUGUUUGUCAGCAGCAGGUCAACAAGAGCAUGGCCCCUACCUGGCCUCUCCAACACUUGCACCAGGAGUUGUCCCCAGCACUCUCCAAAAAGGUCCUGGAUUGCCUGCGCGUUGCUGUAUUGCCCUCCCAGCAGAGACAGAAAUUGAAAAGACCUAGUCACAUAGCUAGGCCAGUGUUAAGGCCUCCAAUCCUAUGUCCUUUUCCACUCUUGCUGCUAGAAAUGGUGCAUGGAUCCUUAUCACAGUGUAUAAUCAUCGAAUUUUUCAUAAAUUUAUAGCAGUAGGACAGGAAUGUGGUUCUGCUUCAUGCUUUCUUUCCAGUUAAUGAGAGCUAAGAGUAGGAUGCAGUUUUGUAACACUCCUUCAAGGGCACACAAAGGGAAAUCCAUCCCGCAGUCAGGAGCACAGGUUAUUUACACAGUGCAUGAAGCCAGACACAAAGUAGGAAAUGUGGAAAACAAGGACGUUACUGAGAAUGUGUUCCUGAAAAUGAGCUGUAUGCUGUCGGGGAAAGUGGAGACUUCCACCCUGCUCUGCUUGGGUUCCUCUGGUGCAGGGGUGGGCAAAAUGUGGCCUGGGGGCUGGAUGCGGCCCGCCAGGCCAUUCUAUCCGGCCCAUGGGGUCCCUAAAUAAUUUUGAAAAUUAAUAUUUAUCUGGCCCUGGCUGCCUAUCAUGUGGCCCUCGAUGGCUUACCAAAAUUCAGUAAGCAGCCCUCUGCCCAAAAUAAUUGCCCGCCCCUGCCCUGGCAUCUACGAGCAGAGAGACUUUCCUUUCUUGCCCUCUUCCCCCUGCACCCUGGUAAGGAACUGAUUUCAUUUCCUUGUGACUCCCCCAUAAGCAUCUUUAAAGAUGCUGGGGAACCAGAGUCCUGCAGUCAUAACAAUGCCUUUGGCGCUUCUCUCCCACUCCUGUUCAAAGCAUCUCAUAUCUCUAAGUAUCUGCUGCCAUGGCUUCGUGAAUGUGUAAGCUGUGGCAACAUCCCAAUACAGUCACCAACUUUGGGUAAUGCAAAGCUCCCAUUGGAGUCUUGAGAGGUGCGGGUAUCCAGCAGCUUUCAGUAUCUUGGCUCUUGCCGUUUCACGUUGGGUGCUCAACACCCAGUGACAUUCCGGGCCUAAGUGGCUUGACUCUCGGCCCAGGGCCCUCUCCAUGGGAGAGCACGUUGUGCACCCCAGACGUGGUGGUCAGUCCAGUCAGUUCCUGCAGGGCUCUCUCUCACCGUUAGUUUGGUGUCACAGCAUGGCCCAAAUAACCGAUGUCCCAGACAGCCUGCUUGGUAUUCGAGAAGACAACCUAUCUGUCCACAAGGCACGACGGGCCGUGUGUGGCUAGCUCAGGUAUAGGAAACAGCAUAGGCCUCUCAGUGCCGUACUCUGAAAAGCAAGCUACGUCACCUGGGUAGAUUCAGCAGAAUUGUUUUUAUAACCCAGGCGAGCUUCCCCCAGCUCUGCAUGGUGCCAGUGCAGCAUGUCCAACGGGUGCUGGUUUUCCUCUGUCUUGGACUGGUUACAGGACAGGAUUGGCAUCACUGGGUAUAUUAAGUGUUCGUGCCCAAAGCCAGUAUCAGGUGCAUUUACUUAGGAGAGGACUAUAAUUCAUUCUUCCUUUUCCUCCCACCUGUAAUUAUCAUCGCUGUUAAAACAACUGAAAUUCCCUCAAUUCCCACCAGCAGCGGGCUCAGAAAUGUCAAGCCUGCUCCCUGCUCAAGUACUGCCUUUCAGUGUAUUCACUGUGAGUCCAGGCCUGCUAGUACACGGGUCUCUCUGCUUUAAAUACGACCUUUCUCUUCGUGGUGCGAAUCUGCCAGCGAAUGUCUUGCGGGCCCUGGCACCAGGUGACAGAUAGUAACAGAUGCCUAAGGGAUAGUGUGGCAGGCUGCUGGGUGGAUGGAUGGGGUCUGGGGAAGUUCUGGUUGCGUGGCAUACCGGUGGGGUUGAUUGUAGAAGAGUUCAAUUGUUCUCUUCCCUCUCAGAUACAUCUCUUCACUUCCUGUACCUUGGCAGCUUCUCUCCUUGUGUGGUAAUGAAUGGCUUGCCUUCCUGGGAUCAAAGAAAUUGGUUUUAUUUUCCCCUUUCCGCAGUGUAACUACAAGGACCCUGAAGCUCCAUGCUACUUUGAACCAGAUGUUUUGGUUUUGUUUUUGUUUUUUAAAAAGAGAAGAAAAAGAAAUAAGAAAUCUUAUAUUUUAAUGGAUGAAAUUUAUAUAUUUUAAAUACUAUAUUUCAACAGAUCGACACUUUUUCGUUUUGAGAAAUCUUGUAGCAAUGAUGACAUAAUAUAUUAUCGCAUUAACACAACAACUGCUGGAUGUUCAAAUGGUAUGCGAAGUCAGGAAAAGGGUGCUGGGUCUCCGCACGCGACUAUACCCGGAUGGCUGCGGCACACGGGUUCGGUACGGUCUGACCCUCUUUGGAGAGAGAAUUCUGCCCUCAGUUACGUGCUUGCAACCUCACCGGGCCAAGCGCACUGCUGACUGAAGUAGGCACAAAUUCAUUCACUCAAAGGGAGUUGAGCGUGCUGAUAGCCAACGUCCUUGACAUCCACUGUUGGCUGUCAUUGACUUAGUCGAAGUCAGUCAGGUGGGGUGGAUGUGAAUAACUGAGGGUUGAAUUUGGCCCCUUCUAGUGCUUAAGAACGGCAGGAUAAUUUAAGGACAGAGUUGCUUCUUUUUUUUAUGUACCCUUCAUUCCCUUGUUCUAAGAGCUAAAACUUUUUGUACUAUCCAGACAUUCUGAGUUUAUUUUAUUUUGGUUUUCUUACCCCCAGUUAAUGCCUUGAAACUUGAACCCGGCUUCCUCAGUCAGUCCCCAUCCUUUCUCAACGUGCUCAUGAUGGUGUCUUCUAGCGCUGGCUUUGCUGAGAGAGCCUGGCGUGGGUUUUACAAAUCGAGUGCGUGUCUUCUGGGAAUGAGAUUUUGGGGGUCCUGCCCACCAGGCCAGUGUCCUUUUUUUGGAUUGUUUUUGAACACUUUUUUUAAAUAUGGGGGUGGGGAGGGAGGGGGAGGGUAUUGUGUGUUUAAUCUCUUUUUGUACAAAAUCUGAGUCUCAGUGGAUUUGUAAGAGGCACUGUCUAGGGCAAAAAAAGUUCCUUGAGCCAAAGCUCUGUGGAAGAAAAUAAUGCUUGAAUGUCUGUUAUGUGCUCUGUUCUCUAUGGGUUGCUCACACAAAAGGUCUGUCUCGAUAGCAAAGCUGCCACUGAUUCAGUAGAUACAGCUCUGGACCCUGCUAGGCCCUUCUGACGGUGUUGGUCCAUUGCAUCCAUAUUUAUUUAAGGGGGCCUUUGGUUUCUGUGUGCACGUAUAGAAUAAUUGCAGGUCUGAAAAGACCUUGUUCCUCUUUGAAAAGCUGGUCACUACCCGGAUGCAGCAGCAUCUUCCAAUGUGGUGGUGGGGCUGGUUCGAGGGGGUGCUUAUUCACAAAGCAUUGCGCUAGUUUUGCAGUCCAGUAAUGCAACCUUUCUGUGAAACACAAGUGCAGUCCUUAAAAUUAUCCUCGCCAUCUCAUUGCUUCAUGAAGACGGGCCCCAGUCAGUCACCCUCCAGUUCCAGAGCGCAGCCCAAAUCCUGCUCCCUUCAAAGUUAGCGAGAGCAUGACCGGACCCCUGCAGCCUGCCCCUGCGUCCUGCGAAGGUGCUGGGCAUCUUUCCACUGAUGUGCUGGUGCAGAUUGCAGGAGGAGAGGCUGAAGACUGAAGAGGCGAUUUUAAGAUACGACCUAAGGGAAUGUAUUUAUUCAUUUAACACUGUCCUGAAGGUGAACAAGGCUUUUAUUACUAAAAAGCUUGUGUUUAAAAAGACGUACUUUAUGUAACCUCACUUAAAAGAAGAGAAGUUCCCAGCCCCUCUCGCACGCUAACAGUCAAAUGCACACUUCCUUUGUUGCAAGGAGAAAUACCGGUCAAAUAACAGCUCGCACUGAGACACCAGAACUGUGGAUGCUGUUCAGGAUCUCCGCAUUUUGCGGAGGCACUAGAGCAAAACCAAGUAUUUAUUUAAAAUGGAUAUAUUUGGAAAUCAUCGUUAAUCUUCCUCCUUUUCUGAUACCAAGUUCUCUGAGGGAUGCAGCACAAUCCCUCUGGUCUGCCAGAAGGCGCAGGCACGUGUCUGAGAUCUUGGACACCUUCCCCCACCUUACUGCCUUCCUGGAAGACUAACUAGCAAGCAGUUGCCCUGGCUCGUAGCACUUCCAUGUGACCAGAAGGGGCUUGGGAUUUUGUGUCGUAGCUGAAUGACUGAAUCUGCCAAAGAUGCCACGUGACUGAAAAGUUGCUCUGAAUCUAUGGCAUUCCCUCCGUCAGAGGGGGAAUAAGUAUCGCCAUGCUUUCCUGGGGUCAGCGAUGACAGAUGUCAGUCAGUAAGCAAAUGAAGGAAAAGUGCCAAAAGAAUGGAUUGCGCAAGAUGAUUGUAUAACGCUGUCCUAUAUUGUCAGUAUUUCUUUUCUUCAAAUGAUAUUGUACAUGCAGUAUGCAGUAGUCAAUGACGUAGAGCUUGAACAAGUGCUUUGUAUUUUAUCAUUGAAAGCAAGGGGGAGGUAGAAGCCUUAAAGACUAUAACUGAUCUUAAAAACAGGCCUUUAGCAAUGCUUCAAGGAUAGCCCUCCUGGGCUCUCAGCUGGACUUCCGGGAUCUCUUUGCCAUCUUGUAGUUAUUCAGUGAAAGGCUGACAAGGAGCUUGUCCUGUGCACUUGGGAAGCAUCUCAUCCAAACCCAUCCUCUCUGAUUUUUCGAGAGAGAAAGCGGAAGACCAUUCCUUGUACAACUCUUGGAGGUGGACAGGAAGGCCCAGAAGAUCACUGUGAUGUAGAUCUAUGGGAUCUUUUGUAGAUCUUCGCAAUUAGGCGAAAACUGGGAUGCAUCCGUUACUGGGACGGUAGCUCAGAAGCAGGAACGAUCGCUCUAUGUGCUGUUUGAUGCAAACCUGUUUCUUCCCUGUAUCUUUCACCCACCGCAAAGGAUCAAACAGAUAUAGAAUUAGCUCUUCACUAUGCAAAGAAAAAAAAAGUCUUUAACUGAUUACAAAUAAUGGGCUUUUGUGUAUGCCUGGUUUUCUGGUGUUUCCUGUCAAACUGUUGAAAACAAAUCUAGAUGUUGCUACCUUUUUUCCACUAUGCUUUAAAUUGUUGUGCUUUGGUGUGUCCUCACCUUACAACUCAAACAGCAGUGCAACAAAAGACUGUGGUCAUUCUGGGUCUCAACAUUAUAAAGUAAAUCAGCGGUUACUGAAAGAUCAUUUACUUGCAUGUGUAUAAUACGCGGGUACGAUAACAUGCGGGGUUCUUUCGUAUUGUGGCUUGUUAUUCCAAGCAGAGUUAUACCAUGGUCGUGAAAAACUGUCACAACAUAGAAAUGUGCCAAUCGUACAAAUACCUUGUGCAUUUUAACAGCAGAAAAGAGGGCUCUAACCACAGGAUAAAGGCAGAGGUUAACAUAGAAUAAAAACCAGGUUCUUAAGGUGAA